Loa loa (African eye worm) is the source of this 2004-nucleotide messenger RNA. Its product is annotated as actin. The transcript has 14 exons. Gene Ontology annotation, molecular function: chromatin binding. Gene Ontology annotation, cellular component: NuA4 histone acetyltransferase complex; SWI/SNF complex. Gene Ontology annotation, biological process: regulation of transcription by RNA polymerase II; nervous system development. The record is from RefSeq and is a predicted model, not a curated record. Lineage: Eukaryota; Metazoa; Nematoda; Chromadorea; Rhabditida; Onchocercidae. Bases 128 to 1411 code for a protein of 427 amino acids.
AGCACGGCUAGAUGAGGAUGGGCUUAAGGUCUAGAACCUUGGCUCUUGCAUCGUUGUUACUAUCGUAAUUGGUUAGUUGUCGUUUAAGGACGUACUUAUUGCAGAUUGUCGGAAGUUACGUGUAAUCAUGAGUGGAGGAGUUUAUGGUGGUGAUGAAGUUGGUGCUUUGGUUUUCGAUCCGGGUUCACACACAUUUCGGGUUGGCUUUGCUGGUGAAGAAUUUCCGAAAGGUGACAUACCAAGUCAAGUUGGUGUACGUGAAGUCCUGGAUGAAAUGGAUGACACUGUGGACCAAAAUGCUCAAAAAGCAAAAAUGAAGGAAUAUUUUAUUGGGCGGACAUUCGUAAAUGUUCCGCGACCAAGAACAGAGAUUAAAAGUUACAUGAAAGAUUGCAUGAUUGAUGAUUGGGAUAUUUUCGAGCAAUUGGUGGAUUAUUCAUAUAGUCGCGUUUUAUUUUCCGAGAGCCAGUAUCAGCCGGUAUUAUUUUCCGAAGCUGCAUGGAAUACAAAAGCAAAUCGUGAGAAACUGACGGAAUUGAUGUUCGAAAAAUAUAACGUUCCCACGUUUUACGUUGUCAAGAAUGCUGUUCUUUCGUGUUAUGCAAAUGGUCGAACAGCUGGAUUAAUUCUGGACAGUGGUGCUACACAAACGUCGGCUGUUCCCGUAUUUGAUGGAUACUGCAUAACACAUGCAGUGGUAAAACAGCCGGUGGGUGGCGAUAUGAUUGCAGAACAGUGCCGUUUGAUGCUUGAAGAGCAAAAGAUUGAUCUGGUCCCUUCUUAUAAAAUUGCAUCAAAGGAGGUGGUCAAUGAAAUGGAACCGCCUGUAUGGACUGAGAAGAAGAAUUUGCCUGAGGUUACGAAGAGCUAUGAAACGUAUAUGGAAAAGCAAAUUCUUGAAGAUCUUGCUGCUUCGGUAUUACAGUGUUGCGAUACUCCUAUAGACGUUGAGUUUGCGGAAAAGCUACCAUCAUCACCGUUUUGCUUUCCAAACGGGUAUAGCAAAGAAUUUCAAGCGGAAAGAAUCAAAAUUCCGGAGGGCUUGUUUGACACAACUUAUUUGAAGUCAGUAAAUACUUCCUCAACAAUGUCAGUCUCGCAGAUUGCUGCUACUGCUUGUGGAAUGUGUGACAUUGACAUACGACCGACAAUGUACAGCGGUUUGAUGGUGACUGGAGGUAACUCCUUGUUGAUGGGAUUUACUGAAAGGCUUAAUCAUGAUCUCGCUCAUAAGUGCCCACCGACAAUAAAAUUACGAGUUUACGCAGCGCCAACACCAAUGGAACGACGAUUUGGAUCAUGGAUUGGCGGGUCGAUUUUAGCUUCUCUUGGUGCCUUUCAACAAAUGUGGAUCAGCCGAGCAGAAUAUGAUGACGAGGGAAAAUCGAUUGUUUCAAAAAAAUGCGCAUAAAAUGAAAAUGCUAUGUCUUGUUGAUCAUAAGGUGAUUGUGAUAUUGUUAAUUGGCUAGGGAAUUUCGCUUCAAGCUAGAAUCGUUGUUUGUCUAUCAUUGAACUGCGGUUUCCUUGUAGGUCUGUCAGAUGGAAUUCUCUCUGGCGAAUUUUGAAGUCAUGCCUCACUGCUUGCUUUAACUUUUGUGUGGCUUUUCAGUUUGUUCAACAAGUCAUUGAUUAUGAACGAUCUCUUCUCUGUUGAUUGACAAUGUUAUGGUUUAGUUUAAGCUUUAAUUAUACUCGUUUGUUUUCGCAGCAUCUUGAAUUCUAUCAUUGCAAUGAUAUUGCACUCUGCGAUUAUUGUGGCUUGAUUUUAGUUAUCAGAAUACCGUAUACGAAUUUUGAAGUUAGGAAUUUGAGAAAUUGUAAAUUGAAUUCAGAAAUUCGUCCAUUAAUCUGCAAUGAACAAGUUUGUAUAUACAAUCCAGCCAACUGUUUUUCAUCAUUGCUUAGUAAUGCUUGUUUUUCUUGCUUUAAGCAUCGUCCGCAGAACAAUAAGAAAUGGUAAACUAUUCAGAUCUUCGCUUUUUUUCAUCAUUUCCCUUCCCAGAU